Messenger RNA from Styela clava, 2431 nucleotides. RefSeq names its product lysoplasmalogenase TMEM86A-like. NCBI's taxonomy places the organism in Eukaryota, Metazoa, Chordata, Ascidiacea, Stolidobranchia, Styelidae. The record is from RefSeq and is a predicted model, not a curated record. Gene Ontology annotation, cellular component: membrane. Gene Ontology annotation, molecular function: hydrolase activity.
AAGUUAUAACCUUGGUAAGACUGUAAGAUAUAAUAUCAAAAUACUGAGUGAAGUAUAGAAAUUAGACUCAACUUAGCUUGCGAUUUUUCUUCAAUAUGGCAUGCUCAUCAUCUGAUGAAGACUAUGGUACUUGUGCUGAUAGCAAGCACACAAAAUUUACCUACUUUGGACCUCGUCUUGUUCCUUUUUUAAAGACAGCUUGCGUAUAUAUGGUUCUUGUACCUGAAAUUAAUCCACCCAACAUCGUUGUUGCUAUAUUGAAAUGCUUGCCAAUGCUUAGCUUAUAUUUUGUACUUUGGUUUGAUGGUUUUGGUUUUACUUCCCGUCAUCAAUAUUCAAGAAGAAUUCUUGCCGGUUUAUUACUUUCAACGCUUGGAGACUUCUGUCUUGUUUAUACUGAUGAAGGAUAUUUUAUACAUGGUGUUGCUUGUUUUGGCAUUGCUCAUCUUAUGUACAUUUUUGCGUUUGGAUUUCGACCACUUCGUCCUCAAAUAUAUCUCUUGUUGUCUUGUGUUGGAUUUGCCAUCUACUGGUAUAUUUAUGCUGGCUUGACAGACACUGUGCUUAAAUUCUCGGUUUUAGGAUACAUUUUGGUUAUUGUUGGAAUGAAUUGGAGAGCAGUAGCAAAAAUAAGAAAUCUCAGUGAUCUCAAAGCUGGUGUUACAAGCAGCAGUCACAAGAAAUGGACUCAUCUUGUUGCAUGUAUUGGUUCUGUAUUAUUUCUGAUAUCUGAUUGCUGUCUUGCCAUUAAUCGUUUCCAUUCACCUGUGACACACCAGCGAUGGAUUGUCAUGACAACCUACUACCUGGCGCAAUUGGCUAUCGCUUUGAGUGUUGUGAAGAAUCGAAAUGUUGAUUUGAUCCGUCGUCGUAAGUUGUCAAAGAAAAAGGGUGACCUCAAACCUGAACAUCUUGAAAACCACACUGAUAAUCAAUCUACUGUGAAUUGUGAUACCUCUGACAAUGUCGUCGCAUGCCAUGUUAAAUCUGAGUAACGUGCUUUACUCUUGUAAAAAAACUUUAUGUGCAAACAUAUAUAUUUGCUGUUUAACUUUUUCAUUCAUAAUUUCUUUAUUUUCGUAAAUGUUCAUCAUAAUAAUAUUUAUUCUGAAUGUUUCAUCUGAAGUUUAAUUUGUCGGUUAGCUAUAUUUUUUUUCUGGAUUGCUGUACUUAAAUCGUAAUAUUUUUACGAAAAAUCCCAAUUUUUUUUUUAAAAAAUUAUCACUUGAUUAAUUUCUGUGGAGUAAUUGAAUUUAGCCACUAAAGGAAUUUCAAAUUAGGCUGAAAAAAAAACUUAUUAACAUUAUGAUAUUUCAUUGAAGAUUCUGGUUUCUUCAUUCACUGUCACACAAUAUAUCAUUCUAAAAAUUAACAAUCCUCUUUUUUCAAAAUAUAGUCUUUUCACAACACAAAAAUCAUAAAAAGUAACAAAAAUUGAAUUUGAAUGAUACAUGCCCCUCAGAUAAUUUUCAUCAUAUUUGUAUUCUAUUACUUAUUACCCCUUUUGCUUUGAGUGUGUUACAAAUGACUAAAUAAGGUAUUUUUGACUGGUUUUUUGAAAAGUUUGUUCCUUUGUUUUCCUGAAGUUUAGGUGCUUUGACUCGUAAAUUUAUAUUGCCUGUGUGUCUUUCACAAUUCACUGAUGUAUUAACAAUAAAAUAUUAAUGGAGUAUGUUUGAAUUAGUUAUUGAUAAAAGAUUUUGACCUUUGUUUCAAAUUUUUUAUAAAGUUUAAUUUCGAACUUAUUCGACUUUCAUAUUCAUUACACAAUUCAUAUUGUGUCCCCUUUGUUUGAAUUUGUUUAUCAAUAUUUUUAUUGUUAUGUAUAAAAAAAUGUGUUCCCAUCGAACGGCCAUAUACUAAUUUUCAAGUCAAAUUAUCAUCAGUUCCUUUUCAUCACUGAUAUUUUGAAAUUAUUUCAUUUCAUCUUAUAGUUAUUUAAUGAGUCUGGUCAAGGAUUUUAUUAGUUGGAGCCUGCCCAGUAGUUUUCGUAACUUUCUAAGCCUGUUAUUUGGCUCACAAAUAUCCCAUAAAAGAUUAAAGUCUUUCGUUAUUCAGCUGCAUAUACAUGUAUGUCCAUUUUUAACUGUUAAAGAUAUGUGCCGUUUUCUUACGUUGACUGCCGUAUGCUGUUGUCUUGUCCGAAAAAUAUUAAUACCAAAAUACCGUUUCCAGAAUAUCACACAAUGCUAAAUUACAGAGUAGACAAAUUGCCAAUGAAUGCAAUCAACUUUUAGAACAAUGUAAUUUAUAUAUAUAUAUACAUGUUAAAUGUCACUGUUUUGUUGUAUAUUUUUAGUUGACAUCAUUAUUGCUCUUUCAUUAUUCUUUGCUGUAUUUAUGUAGUAAGUAGAUAGUACUUCUACACCGUCUUGCCAUUUUCAGUGUUGUAAAUAAAGUGCGAAAUAAAAAAUAUAGCUGUGGCAAUGUA